Messenger RNA from Bombus pascuorum, 864 nucleotides. Its product is annotated as chromosome transmission fidelity protein 8 homolog. Gene Ontology annotation, cellular component: Ctf18 RFC-like complex. NCBI's taxonomy places the organism in Eukaryota, Metazoa, Arthropoda, Insecta, Hymenoptera, Apidae. The record is from RefSeq and is a predicted model, not a curated record. Gene Ontology annotation, biological process: mitotic sister chromatid cohesion. The transcript is spliced from 2 exons. Bases 379 to 783 code for a protein of 134 amino acids.
AUAAAAGAGAUUGAAAUUAGAAUCUUUGAUAUUAUAAAUGUUUCAGUAAUAUUUUUAUUACACAAGAUAUUUUAAAAGAAAUAAAUAAAUGAAAUAUGUAAUAUUACUAAAUUGAUUGAUUCAUUACUAAACAGCGAAGCUAUUUAUUACUUCUGUUUUGUAAUGACAUUCCAAUCCAGAAAAUUAUUUAUGUAAUACUACAUGCAUCAUAUAAUAUUUGCAAUCUAAAACCAUUGUUUAAAAUUUAAACCUAAUUAUCUGACAAUAAAUAGUGAUUGUUACAAAUUGUAGUUAUAUUUGUUUCAUUUUUUAGUGCAAACUCGACCUAAGCUUAUACUUCAUGUUCUAGUAACUUUACUCAUACUUAGUUAUGCAUAUAUGUAUAUCUCACAUACAUAUGUGUGUAAACACCGCUUACCGCCAAAACUCAGUAUGAUCGUACCAAUAAAGAAAGAUGGUGAAUGUGAGGAAUGGGCAAUUGUUGAGUUACAAGGUGAUUUAAAAUUUAGUUCCAUGAAUAUUACGAAUGUAUAUAUCGGAGAUUUGCACUUUACAAAAUCUGGUACACCUAUACUUAUAAUCGGCAUUCAUGUAUUACAAGGAAAAGAAAUGGCACUUCAAAAACCAUUUGCAGUUUUAGUUAAAAAAAAGAAUGAAGAAACUAAUACAGCUAAUACUUCCGAAGUAAAAACGGCAUACAUUAUUAAAGCAAUUGUAAAGAAGAAAUUAAUUUUUAAGUCUAGGCCAAAACCUAUUGUAACAAAUGUCCCAAAAUGUCAUUAAACACAUGUAUAAAUAUUGUACCUUAUUGAUGUAAUUUUAUGGUAUACUGUGCUAUUGAAAUAAACUAUUGUGAUAUAAAUA